Hypanus sabinus (Atlantic stingray) is the source of this 3014-nucleotide messenger RNA. Its product is annotated as beta-1,3-galactosyltransferase 5-like. The record is from RefSeq and is a predicted model, not a curated record. The coding region runs from base 1195 to 2208 and encodes 337 amino acids. NCBI's taxonomy places the organism in Eukaryota, Metazoa, Chordata, Chondrichthyes, Myliobatiformes, Dasyatidae. The transcript has 2 exons. Gene Ontology annotation, molecular function: N-acetyl-beta-D-glucosaminide beta-(1,3)-galactosyltransferase activity. Gene Ontology annotation, cellular component: membrane.
UCAGUGGGAAUAGAGCUGGGAGUGUGCGGAGUCUGCAGGAGCAGUGCGGGACCUAUCAGAGGAGUGCGAACGUGUGCGUGGUUUAUGGGAAGAGUGGCGCGCGUGGGCCGGGUAUGCAGGCGUGCUUCUGGGUGAACAAGCUGCAUUUCCUCAGGAAUUGGUGGAGCUCACACCGACACUGGCAGCCUGACCUGAUUCAGACCCAAAGGUUUUAUCAGCGGCUGCACGAAUCGGGUCAUACUAGACCCAGGGGGACUGGUCGAUCUUGAGUGGGUCGCUCAGAAACCCGGGUUUGCCUGGCCGGCAGACAGUAGCUGCAACAGUCUGGUUGUGUGACCUAUUAAUUUUAUCCAGAGGAGACAGAUGUAACGAGAGUUGUGGGGGCGGGAAUGGCAGGGAAGAGAUUUGCUCAGUGCGGGCAGUUGUUUUGACCUGGAAUGUGAAAGGGGUUGGGCGCUGGAGCCAGCAAAUUCCUGACACACACCGAUAAAUAAUAUGUUGGUCCUGCAGAUUUGGAGUUACGUGGUGGAGCAGGGCAGAGGAAAUUGGUUUAACUUUGUUGCAUGUUGAUUUAUUUGUUUAUUGAGAGACACAGCAGCGUAACAGGAGCUUCCGGCCCAAUGAGCCCAUGAGACCAAUUGACCUACAAACCAGUCUGUCUUCGGACUGUGGGAGGAAACCGGAGCAUACGGAGGAAAUCCACACAGUCACGGGGAGGACGUGCAAACUCCUUACAGGCAGCGACGGGAAUUGAAACUGGGUCCCCAACCGCUACGUCAACGUGCCGCCCACGGGCCGUCUGUUUUUGGAUUUGGUGGUCCCAUUUUGGGAGUAUUCCCCGGCUGCUGGCGUGCAUUGGGAUUUCCCGAGGCCGGAAGAUGCGCUUGAAAAACACAGCAGAAGAUUGAGGGGGUGCGGCGACUUCAGUAUCUGGGACGUCCCUUCCCCCUUGGCCAACCGGUAUCAAAAUGGACGGUUUGUGCAGUCGUCGGAUCUGGAUGUGGACGGUAGAGUCAGUAUUUGCUACCCAGCCCUGCUUGUCACUGAGAUAAGAUGGGAACCUACAAGAAUGGCAAAUUUCCUCUCUGCUGGGAUUUAGUGAGGAUGCAACAUUGCCAGUUUUAUAAAAGUCUGCAUUACUGAAAUUCGCGGAACAUUACGUCCCUUGGGAUCUGGGUACAUUGCAUCGGGAAGAUGAAGUUCAGAGCAUACAUGAAGGUGUUAGCUCUUGCUUUGCUCCCACUCUCUGGGUUUCUGAUCCUGGCUUUCCGAAACCCUGCUGCUCGGAGUGAGAAGCCCAGCCACCUUGCGAGGGACAGCCUCCUGGAGCGGCCGAGAGGCAAGGGAGGAGACCCACCGGGGAGAGCGGGGGUGGACUUUGUGUCCUUGUUCAGUCCGGUCCACCAGCCUCCCCCCUGCCGGCCGUACCAGGACCUGAUGGUGCUGGUGACAUCGGCCCCGCUCCACGUUGACCGCCGGGACGCCAUCCGGGGGAGCUGGGCGCGGCGCCGGCUCUCCAGUCCCUUCUCCUGGCAGGUGGUCUUCCUGGUCGGCCGGGCCACGGAGCAGAGCGCUGAGGCCGCCGUCCAGGAGGAGCAGGAGAUCUUCGGGGACCUUCUGCUCGGCGACUACGUGGACACCUACCGCAACCUGACACUAAAGGUCAUGCACGGACUGAGCUGGGCCACCAGCGCCUGCCGACCCUCCUACAUCCUGAAGACCGACGACGACUGCUUCGUGAACACUGACCGUCUGCCCGGCUUCCUGGUGAGGGACAAUCCGAUUAGGACGGGACUCUACACGGGAUCGCUGUUCCCGGCCGAGCGCAGAGACGUGAUCCGCGACCCCGGCAGUAAGUGGUACGUGUCGCGGCAGGACUAUGGGAGGGAGCGCUACCCGCCCUACGCCAGCGGGGUGGGCUACGUAGUCUCCCUGGAUGCCGCCCGCGACCUGCUGGCGGCCGCCACCUCCAUCCGGCCCAUCCCCGUGGAGGACGCGUACGUCGGUAUCCUGGCGGAGGCAGCCGGCAUCACCCCGCAGGACAGUGGACGCUUCACCAAGCACAAUGUGAGCUGGCGGGUGUGUAACUAUAGGUACCUGAUGGUGAUCCACCAGCUCAGCGCCCAGCAGCAGCGCCUGGCCCACAGCAAGAUGGUGCAGGCGUGGACGGCGUGUCCCCACAGCACCGACAUCAGCAACUGGGACUGAAGCUGGCUGGCUGAUUCACAAAGUGGUCGAGUGGAAGGGAACCGAAACUUCGCUGUUCUGGGACUAUCAAAUGGUUCCUUAUUACGAUAGUCUGGGCUCUUGUCCUCACCGUCUGAUCAGCCAGUGAGUCUCGGCUGUUUAUUCUGCCUGACCUGCUGAGUGCCUCCAGCGUCUUGCGUGUGCUGCUCUGGAUUUCCUGCUCAUAAGAACGCAAUAAUAAAAACACUAAAUAUAAAUUCAUAAGACAGCCCAUAUACAUUGAUUCUAUGUCCAUAAAGUGACACUAGGCACAGGAGUGUCUGUGCUUAAGGUGACUGACAGGAAAUGAUAAAGUAGUGGUAGAGGGGGUGGGGUGGGGCAGGGCGGGUGGAGGUUACUGCUUGAGAAAUGUAACGGCCCUGGUGUGAAUGCCUUCUCCCUGAUGGGAGUGGGACAAGCAGUCCAUGAGCAGAGUGGGUCGGAUCCUCCAUCAUGUUCCUGGUCUUUUUCCCGCACCUUUCUGUAUACAGUAUAUGUGAAACCCCGCUGUUUUCCUGGCUGUAAGGAAUACUCAGUCUGGUCCCGCCAAACCCGUGAGACUGAGACGCCCCCCCCCCACCCCACCCCUAACCCCGGUUUGUGUGGAUCCUGUGUUGGUGCCUAGAAAUAACUGACAGCACACUACAUACGAUUAAAGGAUUUAUAUUUAUGAAUCUUAACUAAAGAGUGAGUAAAUAAAAGAGAGGAGUAAAACGAAAAGGCCCGUUAUAAUUGAACAGUCAAACGUGCACAAAUUGGAGCCCAACUCUCCCCAAAAUUCGUACUCA